Molecule: messenger RNA, 2619 nt
Organism: Benincasa hispida (wax gourd)
Lineage: Eukaryota; Viridiplantae; Streptophyta; Magnoliopsida; Cucurbitales; Cucurbitaceae
Source: RefSeq, a predicted model, not a curated record
UCUCCACCCUUCUCCUCAACUACUCAUUUGGGUUUCCUCUAAUUUUCCCUCUUCUCCUCCCAAUCUGCAGUGGGGUUUGAUUGGUUUUUUUUCACCUCUUACGAAUCUGAAAUGGAGUUCGCUUGAUUUGUCCUCUUCUCUUACGAAUCUGAAAUGGGUUUCGGCUGAUUUUUCGAAGUUGUUAUUCUUUCUGCAGCAGUUGAUCUUUUGAUUUUCUUAUUGAAUGGUCUUCGAGAGUUUUUAUGGGGUUGAUUUGAAAAAAACUUGUUUAUGUGCUUUGAUGUCAGAUGGGUCAUCCGAUUCUCUUUGGUUUAUGCAGAUGGAAGACGAUGAAGACGACGACCUAUAAUAUUUUUUGUUUCUUUAGUUCAUUAAUUUGGUUAGAUUAAAGGUUCUUGAUAUCCAAUAAUGGACGACAAAAGGGAUUUGAUGAAGCCUAUAUUAUUCAAAUUUGGGUUUGCUCUGGCUAUCUCCUUUGCUGGUUUUCUCUGUUCCCAAUUCAGACUCAGAAAUAAAAGACCUCCUCUGCUUCCUCCCUCGUCGAGUUCUUCAGAUGAUCAGAGCAGUAAAGUUGACUUGGGAAGAGGAAGAGGGCCUAGACUUGACAAUCAAGGACUGAAGGCAGCAACAGCAGCAUCCUCUAAUGUGGUUCAUUUUGCAGUUGAUGCUUAUGAAAAAAAGUGUAUUCCAAAAGUCAAUUUUGAUGAUUCAAAUAUUGGUCUACGUCCUAGCAAUAAGCAUGGUGUAGAUAAAGAUGGCCUUCUCCCAGAGUUUCAGGAACUUGUCAAGGAAUUUGAUUUUUCUGCAGCAAAUGCUGGGCUUCCUCCUAAGAAAAAUGUUGAAGCACCAAGGUCGGGGCUUGAAACUCCAAAAGCUUAUAAGACUGUUGAGGAUGAUGAAUAUGAACAGGAGAUCAGACACCUCAAAAGCAAGGUGAAAACGCUGCGGGAGAGGGAGAGAAAUCUUGAGGUUCAACUGCUUGAGUAUUAUGGUCUGAAAGAGCAAGAAACUGCGGUAAUGGAGCUCCAAAAUAGGUUGAAGAUUAACAACAUGGAAGCCAAGCUUUUCACCCUCAAGAUUGAGUCCCUUCAGGCAGAUAACCGACGAUUAGAGUCACAAGUAUGCGACCAUGCUAAAUCAGUGUCCGACCUCGAGGCUGCAAAAGCAAAAAUUAAGUUCCUCAAGAAAAAAAUUAGAUAUGAAGCAGAACAGAACAGGGGACAGAUCUUAAAUCUUCAGCAAAGAGUUGUUAAGCUGCAAGAUCAAGAACAUAAGACAAAUGAAAGCAAUAAAGAUGCCCAAAUCAGGCUGCAAAAGAUUGAAGAAUUGGAGAAAGAGAUAGAGGACUUGAGAAAGUCGAAUUUGAAAUUACAAAUAGAAAAUUCUGAUCUGAGUCGGAGAUUAGAUGCUACUCAAUUUCUUGCAAAUUCUCUUUUGGAAGACCAAGAAAAAGAAUCAUUGAAAGAAGAAAUGGAGCGUUUGUCACGAGAAAAUGAGGCAUUAACGAAGGAAAUUGAGCAGCUUCAAGCACACCGGUGUGCAGAUAUUGAAGAGUUAGUCUAUCUCCGCUGGAUUAAUGCUUGCUUAAGAUAUGAGCUGCGAAAUUUUCAGCCUCCAGCAGGAAAAACAGCAGCAAGAGACCUAAGCAAAACAUUAAGUCCCAAAUCCGAGGAGAAAGCAAAGAAGCUCAUCCUUGAUUAUGCAAAUACAGAAGGGAUUGAGGGGAAGAGCAUUAACAUUACGGAUUUUGAUUCAGAUCAAUGGUCGUCCUCACAAGCUUCCUCUCAUACUGAUCCUGGAGAUCCAGAUGAUUCAGCUGUUGAUUUUCCAUCAACAGCCAAAACAAGUUCAAACAAAGUCAAAUUCAUUAGUAAACUCAGAAAACUCUUGAGGGGAAAAGGCAGUCAACAAAACCUGACUUUGUUAGCAGAAAAAUCUGCAGCAUCUGUAGAAGAUAGCGGUUCUCCACGUUAUAGUUCAAGCAAUUCUCCUGGGACCAAUGCUACUCGAGCCGAGGGACAGGGUAUUGGAUACACAACUCCAUCUCGAAAUUCAUCAAGACAUUCAAUGGAUUUUCACAGAUUGAAUAGCCAAAAGGAAGACGAUGGAAAAACUGAAGAUUCCAUUAGAAGAAGGAAUAGUGAUGUUGGCUAUGUUAACAAGAAAUUUGUUUUAGGGAGCGACGAAUCAAGCAACUCAUCGUAUAGAUCUCAAAGUCAGGACACAGAAUCCACCGAAAAGUCUGAGUUAAUGAAAUAUGCUGAAGUUUUGAAAGACACUCGAGGUGCUAAGAACCAGUCGCAGAGGAAGGCUGCAUCCAUUGGUUCGUUUUGAACAUCAGAAAAGCUCGUCUGGCUUUCAAUGGCUUUACCUGUCCAUAUGUGUAUAACUAAGGACCAUACUUUCCACAAAAGGUAGGUAGAAACUAAUUCCACUGAUACGGAAACGUUGUAACAUAAAUAACUUACUGUUGUAAUGUUACUUGUACAAGGUCAGUCCUAACAAAGCUAAUCUUAUAAAGUUUUCUCUAGCCAUCGACAAGAAAUGUGUCGAUCCUGGAUUACCUGUUCUUGAACGAUUGCAAAAGCAAGACAGAAAACAAAAGAGUAAUAUGUAUCA